GGAUGAUAAACUUAUUUCCUGGAACUACUGUUAAUUAAGACUAGUGUAUUCAUAGAUCUUGUGUGUAUGAACCGAGGUACAGAAGUUUCUUUAGCUAGUCUGUAAGAAGUUGUCAUCCCAAACAAAAAUUAAUGUCCACCGUUACAGUCUAUCUUUUGCUCUCACUGUCUGUGCUGUGCACUAUCAAACAAGGUCAGAGCUGUCUUGAUGGGUUUCCUUCAGUUACCAACAACACCUGUACAUCAUCAUCAUCAUGCCCUUUCCAGGGGUCAAUUAACUCCAGGCAACUACGACUCUUCCCUUCCAUGAGGAUUACUUGUAAUGGAAUGCUAGUGGGAUUGUCUGUAGCAGGAGAGACUCGAAAGAAAGGAAAUAGAAAUUACCCUAUUCUACAGAUUUGGAGACCCACUAGCUCCACGUCCAAUGACUAUAUCAGUGAAUACCCAUUCCCAAUUGGAUGCACUCAACUAGAUCUACCUAACAAUGUCUGGCAGUGUACCAUCAGUCCAUCCAUCAACGUUGAGAUGGGAGAUAUCAUUGGGAUCAAUCUCCCUCGAAAUCGUGAUAGGAACUCAGCAUUCGGAAUUUACUUCACGUCCCAAACAUCUUUUACCAGCUACAUACUAUGCAGUACAUCAGCCACAACAUUCUCAGUACUACCUGGAUCUACUAGUGCCAGUGCUCAACCUGUGCUUACUCUGGACAUUCGUGAACAAAGUAUUAUAGAUUUGACGGUGUUCCAUACAGUCACUGAGACUACUACUACUACUACUGAGCCGACAAGAGAGAUUGCUGGACUGUUAGUUGGUGGUGUGGUUGGUGUGCUACUGUUGGUGCUAAUUGUUGUAAUUGUUGUCAUAUUUUUAUUGUGGAACCGAAAGAGAAGUAGAUAUAACAUGAACAAGGCAAGUUGUCGUGGUACCCAUAUUGAGAACAUGGCAUAUGAUGAUGUCUGCAUAAACACUGAGUCUGGUUCUGUUGUUCCACCAAUGGAUGAUAUCAACUACCAUAUUGGCGUGGAGAGUUGUGGUGACUAUGACGAGAUAAAUGAUAAUCAACCCAUGGGGGAUUAUGAAACAACAAUUAAUCCAAAUGAUUAUUGCUCCACUCCUCCUGUACCACCCCUCUUUGAACAUGACAUCCCCAUCGCAACUAUGGAAUACAAAAUCCCAGUGUCUACUCUGGGAAAGGGGGUCAGCCCUCACCCACUGCAGGGGAUCCUCCCCCCUGGAGAGUGGGGGUUGGUGGUCCCAUCACAAGAGCAGAGGAGCAAGGCCUCGACUCAGAAUGGUGUCUCUGGGAAAGAGCUCUAUGCUGCCAUCAAAACUUCCCAGUACAGCUAUGCGGGACCAGCUCCCAAGUUCUUUGAGGAGUGUGAGACGUACUGGGCACCGUCCUCAAUGGCUAACGAACUCUACGAGCAGCUGGCAGCAAGGAAGUAUCGGGAGAUACUCAGAGAACAAAUACAGAUAACCGAGUUUCUAGGAAGUGGAGCGUUUGGUACAGUCAACAAGGGUGUGUGGCAGAGCCCGGGGGGAGCUAUAGAGGUGGCCAUCAAGAUCAACCAGAGCAAAGAUGAGGAAGACAAAGUCAAGUUCCUCCAGGAGGCGGCCAUCAUGGGUCAGUUCAGACAUCCCAACGUGGUCAAGCUGUACGGAGUGGUUACUGUGGGGGAACCAGUGAUGAUUGUUUUGGAUUUGCUGUCAAAUGGAGACUUGCGAAACUUUCUCAUAAAGAUGCAACCAGACAGAUCAGGAGAGAUGGUUCCUUCAAACACUCCUAAACUAUUGUUGAAGUUCUGCCAGCAAAUCUCGAGUGGAAUGGACUAUCUAGCCAGGAAAGCGUUUGUGCACAGAGAUCUCGCAGCCAGGAACAUACUGGUGUCAGAGGACAAAGUGUGCAAGAUAAGUGAUUUUGGUAUGUCACGUGAUCUGAUGGACGAGAGUUACUAUGUGUCCCAAGGAGGUAAGAUACCUGUCAAGUGGACAGCCCCAGAGGCUCUCAAUUUCAAAAAGUAUUCAGUGGCCAGUGAUGUGUGGAGCUUUGGUUGUGUCAUGUACGAGAUAUGGAGUCUGGGGCACAAACCAUUUGAAGAUUCUUCAAACGUGGAGACGAUCAAGAUGGUAGACAAAGGAGUUCGAUUGCCACCUCCACCUGGGUGCCCUCGAGAGCUGUACAAGCUCAUGAUUGAGUGCUGGCAUUCUGAGACGUCAAGACGUCCCUCGUUCCACCAGCUGGUGGAGAUGCUCUCACAGGCGGACUUUGAACUGCUACUCUGGAAUAAGACUGACAGUGGAGUGGGGCCGCAGGUGACGGUGGUGGGGGCGUCAUUGGAGGCAGCAAAGAACUUGUACACUGACUUGCAGAAUGCAUAUAUGAAGCAACCAAACAAUUGAAUACAAUUAUUUCUGCUCAUCAUGCGUGUACAAUACCCUCUACACUUAAUUUUUUG
This is a messenger RNA of Halichondria panicea, 2452 nucleotides long. RefSeq lists its product as uncharacterized. The transcript is spliced from 12 exons. Gene Ontology annotation, molecular function: ATP binding; transmembrane receptor protein tyrosine kinase activity. The coding region runs from base 132 to 2396 and encodes 754 amino acids. NCBI's taxonomy places the organism in Eukaryota, Metazoa, Porifera, Demospongiae, Suberitida, Halichondriidae. The record is from RefSeq and is a predicted model, not a curated record. Gene Ontology annotation, biological process: positive regulation of kinase activity; cell surface receptor protein tyrosine kinase signaling pathway; protein phosphorylation. Gene Ontology annotation, cellular component: plasma membrane; signaling receptor complex.